Molecule: messenger RNA, 1114 nt
Organism: Sorghum bicolor (sorghum)
Lineage: Eukaryota; Viridiplantae; Streptophyta; Magnoliopsida; Poales; Poaceae
Product: protein PARTING DANCERS
Exons: 9
Coding region: 93-893 (266 amino acids)
Biological process (GO): resolution of meiotic recombination intermediates
Source: RefSeq, a predicted model, not a curated record
AAUUUCCAGUUCCCCCUACGGUGCGGCCCUGCCUUCUCUUCUCCACUCCCCCGCGCGCGCGCGGGCUCUCCCUCUCGCCCAGUCGCCCGGCGAUGUCUGGGCGCCCGCCGCCGUACGCCAGGUUUCCAGCCCGUCGCCAUGCCUUCGCGGGCGACGAGCACCCGACACCAGGAGCUAUGCUGGGUCUUCCUCCGCCCCUGGUCGACGCGAGCGCAGGCCGAGGAGUGUGCAUGAUGAGCACCUCGUGGAGAGACAAGCAGCGCCCGGACCUCGUCAAUUUCAUCGCCACGUUCCUCGCUACCAACCUGUAUCGCCUCAAUUUCCUGUCGCUUUCUCCGGAUUUCCUCUUCAACAAUGGGGGCUUAUCGGUUGCUUUCAUCUUCGAGACGGACUGGCUUCCUGAAAGGGAAGCUGCGGUCUUCAGCAGGGUGAAUACACUGAAGAGGCAGUUCAAGUAUCUCUAUGUCGUUGUCGUCGUCCGCUCAGCAGAGCAGAAUGAAUCAUUCAAUCAGUCAUAUUUCAAGUAUGACAUGGAGCUUGGCUGCCCUACGUUCGUGCCUGUUUGUGAUCCAGAGAUGGGAUUCGAGAAGAUUGUAAGGAUUGCUCAUGCUCGUGGAGUGUGCAAGCAGAAAGACCUUGUCACAGCUAUGGGAAUUGAGCGUGAGCAAGCUGUUCAAUGCAUGGAUGCGUUUUUACGAGUUCUCACCUCUAUUCCUGGUAUUGACAGUCAUGAUGCAAAUGCACUUGCCCAAGCCAUUGGCUCUAUUGAAGCAAUUGCGAAAGCAUCCAAGGAAUUCAUUCUGGAAAACACCGAUCUUUCCACUGAAAAGGCAGAGAGGAUUGUCAGGUUCUUCAGAGAUCCACAGUACUUCUUAAGCCCCAAGAUUAAUUAAUUCUUGCAGGCAAAAUCAGAUUGUUUCGUGUCUGUCCCUGGGUGAAUCACUGAACCGACGGCCGAAGCCGUUGCAAUCUCUCUCCCCAACUCUCGCUGGCAUAGGUUGGCGAUGCCUGGACCCAGGGUCCCUGGGCAAACAUGGAAUUUUUGUGCACUACUCAAAGCCAACUCAGGCCUUGUUUAGAUGUGAAAACUUUUUAAAUUUUCAUUACUGUAGUA